Messenger RNA from Fragaria vesca subsp. vesca, 687 nucleotides. RefSeq names its product ABC transporter I family member 1-like. Gene Ontology annotation, biological process: cytochrome complex assembly. The transcript has a single exon. Bases 1 to 687 code for a protein of 228 amino acids. Gene Ontology annotation, molecular function: ATP binding; transmembrane transporter activity; ATP hydrolysis activity. The record is from RefSeq and is a predicted model, not a curated record. Lineage: Eukaryota; Viridiplantae; Streptophyta; Magnoliopsida; Rosales; Rosaceae.
AUGUCUUUGCGAAAGCCACCGCUUCCUUGUCGUCUCCUCAACAAUGUCUCUUGUAUGAGGAAUGCUCAGCAGAUCUUGCGUCAUGUAAAUGCCACAGUUCAUGAUGGUGGAGCACUUGUGCUGAUGGGCACCAAUGGCUCGGGCAAGACUACCUUCCUGCGCAUGUUAGCUGGCUUUUCUAAGCCUUCUGCUGGCCAGGUCCUCUGGAAUGGGCAUGACAUCACAGAUUCAGGAGUCUUCCACCAGUACAAGCUCCAGCUCAACUGGCUCUCACUCAAAGACGCAGUCAAAGAGAAGUUCACAGUCCUUGACAAUGUCCAGUGGUUUGAAGUCCUCGAAGGCAAGAUGGGGAAUUCCCUGCCUGCUCUGGAGCUGAUGGGCCUCGGCAGAUUGGCCAAAGAGAAGGUGAGAAUGCUCUCAAUGGGGCAGCGGAAGAGACUCCAGCUCGCGAGGUUGCUAGCAAUCGACAGGCCUAUCUGGUUGCUUGACGAGCCCUCUGUCGCAUUGGACACUGACGGAGUGAAGCUGCUCGAGUACAUCAUUGCAGAGCAUAGAAAGAAAGGCGGCAUUGUCAUUGUGGCAACACAUCUGCUUGUCGAGAUCGAAGACGUGACAUACCUGAGACUGCCAGCUAGGUUCCCAAGGAGAAUGACCUUGGUAGACAUGCUUGAUCGUUCAGACUUUUGA